This is a messenger RNA of Acanthisitta chloris (rifleman), 836 nucleotides long. It is a transcript of the gene SETD9, whose product is annotated as SET domain containing 9. The record is from RefSeq and is a predicted model, not a curated record. Gene Ontology annotation, molecular function: protein binding. NCBI's taxonomy places the organism in Eukaryota, Metazoa, Chordata, Aves, Passeriformes, Acanthisittidae. The transcript has 5 exons. The annotation marks the transcript as partial.
GACUCUCCGUUAUGUUUCUGAAAGCUCUCAAGACAAAAUCAUCUCUGAUGAAGAUGUGUUUGAGACACUACUCCGAACAUUUAAAGCACUGUUCAUAAAUGACUUCAGCAGACAAGCAGAUAUUUUGGCCUUGCUUCCAGAAGUCAAGUGCCAAUACCUGGAGUUACUGACUGCUGGGCAGGAGCAGUCAGAAGUAAAUCCAUGUAACCACCAGAGCCAGCGUGUGUGUAGUCCAGAGGAAGUUCUGUUCAACACUCUUGGGUUCUCUGUCAGCAGGGACCGAAGCUCCCUGGUGUCUGCUGGAACUGGAGUCUUUGUUACCAAAGGUUUUGUGCCCAGAGGGACAGUUGUGUCCAUGUAUCCUGGUACAGUGUACAGAAAGCAUGAGCCCAUCUUUUUCCAGUCCCUUGGCAAUCCCUUUAUUUUUAGGUGCAUUGAUGGCAUCCUUAUUGAUGGGAACGACAAAGGACUGUCGAGAUCAGUGUACAGGUCUUGCAGCAGGAGAGAUCAGCUUGGCCCAUUUCACAUGAGCGAUGAGAGCUGGCUCACAGCUGCCCCACAGAACCCACUGGCCGUGGGGCAGUAUGUCAACAACUGCUCACAUGAAAAAGCAGCCAAUGUGUGUUACCAAGAGUUUGAUGUGCCAGGACAUUUUCCAGUAGAGCUGAAACAGUAUCUUCCAAACAUCGUCUACAGCCACGACACAGAGAGCCACCUGAGGUGUGUAGUUCUUGUCACUCUCAGAGACAUCAAGCAAGGAGAAGAACUCUUUUCAAAUUACUACACUGUUGUCAGCUGAUUUAACAGAUUCAAGACUGAAGAAAUCAAUAAAAUAC